AUGGCGUCCUGGUGUGUUCAUCUCAGCGUGUGCCCCCCAGUCCAUCGCCAGGGGCCCCCAUUUACCUGGUGCUUUGUGCUCAUCCCUGUGCACGGCCAGGUGUGCACCAUUCGGCCUGGGCACCUGGAAGUCCCUUACGGCAGUAGUACGUCGGCUCUGCGCUGCGCGUGCGCAUUCGGCCCGCUGUGUCUGCGGUUGCUGGGGCUGCUGAGACCUGACGGGGCCGUGGGGGAGGAGGUGCAAGUGCCGCAGCGUCUCAGGCCCAGGGCUGCCCGUUGGCUGCCCAACUUCGGCCAGUUCAACAAGUACAUAGAGAAGCUCUGCAACAGCAGCGUGAAGUCCAAGAACGCCAAGAACUCUAAUGACGCGAGCAACCCCAAGAAUACUCCACCAGCAAACGCUACGAAACCCCUAUCAGCGAACGCCACGAAACUCCCCCGACAAAACACCACGAACCCGCCACCCUGGGACGCCGCGAAACCCCGACCAGGAGCCUCCUCCCGGGGCCGCAGAAGCCCAACUCAAGUCUCCCUGCCCACCGACCCUCUUUAUAUUCUGAGAGGGGCCCAACUCCUGCCCAGCCCGGCCCCAGUGAGAACAAUAAAGAGAAACGGAAUCUCUGUUGCUUCCUUGACUUCUGUGGGCCCUGGGCAAGAACGGACCUGCCCGUGGAGGCGGGAGAGGGGUUCCUGGAGCUGCUACAGUAGGAGGAAAAAGACGUCCGCUGUGGGGUCUUCCCUGCUUCCUCCCUGCGACCCAUCCACCUUCCCCCACCUCAGGUGCUCCCAGGCCAGGAAAAGAGGAGAGAGACAAGGUCACUCCCUCCCAGUCGCAGACACACCAGCCCAUCCCCACCUAUUCUGGAUGCCUGAGAAGGGCGAGGGCUGGCAAGGGCCACUGGGACCCCUCGUCAGUGCAGGCCUCCCCGGGCAGGAUCCGGGUCCUCACCCUCCCAGAGCUGGAGUGUGCAAUCCACAGAUCGGACUCCUGGCGGUGGCCGGAGCGCCCAGCCAAUGCAACCUCCUCCCUGGAAGGCCGAGUUCCUCCUGCGGCCUCCCCUCCUGCGACUGCUUGAAUAGCUCUUAUGUCCAGGAGUUCACUACCUCUCAGGGCAAGUACUUUCCAGUUUUCUGGUUCUUUGAAGAUGAAACUUACAGUCAAGGAAAGCGUGCCUUCCGGAGCCCCUCCUGGAGCCGCACGGCGUUAACCGUAACCCUAUUCCGCAAGCUGGAGCUGCAUAUAUUUGAAGACUAG
Messenger RNA from Balaenoptera acutorostrata (minke whale), 1254 nucleotides. RefSeq lists its product as uncharacterized. Bases 1 to 1254 code for a protein of 417 amino acids. The record is from RefSeq and is a predicted model, not a curated record. The transcript is spliced from 5 exons. Lineage: Eukaryota; Metazoa; Chordata; Mammalia; Artiodactyla; Balaenopteridae.